AUGCUUCAGCAAAGCGGAGAAUUGAAGCGGCAUUUUCAAUGGGGAUGGAUGGCCUGCAGAGUGCGCGCGGCAUGUCUGUGGAGCAGGUGGUGUGUGCUGGCCUGUUUUGCCUGCCUGGCAGGAACAGGAGACCACUCUCUCGGCUUCAGCGUGAAGCCUCACGCACAGUACCUGGCGGUAGCGGUUUCCGACCGCUACAGAGACUCGCUGAAUGAGCUGGCACUUUCCGAGCUGGAGUCUUCGGGCUUUCGCAACAUCGACUUCGCCGAUGGUCGCUGGUAUUUUGAUGCAGGGCUGCGGCUUUCUGAUGCAAGGGCCUUGGCGGCGAUAAAGCACGUGGCCAGUAUUCGAGCGAUCGCACUGUGCGCGAACCUUUCGACAGCCAAAGAUCCGCUGUCGGCACGUGAGCUGGCACUGCGCGUCGAUGAGGCAGCGAAGUGGAAAGCGACACUGAAGGAACUCACCGCAACUCGCCGGUGUUCACCAUCUACCUUGCGCGUCGUUUCUCGCCGCUCCCUGCCUGCUGGACUGGAGCAGGAGCUUGAGAAGCUCCUCGUGCGACGGUUUGGCUGGAGAAGGCAAGUGCGAGGACGCAAGGCCGACAUCACGAUCCACCUAUGCGCGAGAGGAGGCAUGCUGCACGUGGAGGUGCCACUGCUAUACCAGGAAAAGGCUGUCCUGGGUGGCGGAUUGCCUCGUCCAGGGCUGGGGCACGUGGAGGCUUGGGCCUGUGCAAGGAGCCUGCAGAUCGAAAGCGGAGAUUUGGUCCUUGAUCCAAUGUGCGGAAAAGGCACGCUGCUGGCAGAGGCUGCUGUUUGGUGGCCGAGUGCAAAUUUUGUUGGCUGCGAUGUGGACAAGGACCAACUGGAUUGCUGCCGAAGCAACUUUGAAUGGUUGCAAAGAGAGGUGUCUCUAUACCACACCGAUGCUACCAAGAUGGGAGGGAUACCGUUCCAGGAUGGAUCCGUCGACAAGGUCCUCGUAGCACCACCGUGGAACCGGCAGUAUCGAAUUCAAGGGGACCCGGAGGUCUUCUACUGCAGCAUGUUCAAAGAGAUCCUCCGAGUGCUGCAUCCGGCUGGAAGGUUAGUUUUUCUGGGUGCAAGUGGGAAGACCAUCCACAAACUCGAGGUCGCCCUGCGGAAUGCGCAAAAAGAACAUCGCUGUUUUCGCAUUGUGUCGAAGAGGAGCUUCUUCCUGACUCGGUCCGUCACUGGAGUCAUGGCUGUGGCGGAAAACACUCCGUGUGAGAACUCCGAGGGCGCAGGCUGGAAAGCUCUGCCUUGGGAGGGCCAGGCUCCAGAAAACGGUCGUGACUUGUACAACCACUGGCGGCAUCUGCGUGCUCUGGCGUUUCCAGAGCUGCGGCCUGCAUCCGAGCCGAUUCGAGACGACAACGAGACACUUCGUCAUCGCCUUCCUAAAAGAUUUCUUGUACUAGUCACCGUACUCCUGGGACUGGCGGCUUUCCGCCGACAGGUGCUAUGA
Messenger RNA from Symbiodinium necroappetens, 1488 nucleotides. NCBI's taxonomy places the organism in Eukaryota, Dinophyceae, Suessiales, Symbiodiniaceae. The record is from the annotation of a GenBank genome assembly.